UGCGGUGGCCAUCAUCACUUCAUAGUUUGCUUCUCCGAGACGGUAGCCUGGACCGUCAGGCCGUCACAGCAUCAAGUGUUCGGGACUCCGAUACAACCUGCACUCCGAUUGUGCAGAUCGUAUUGUAACUAGAGGUGUGCAGGCCACGCUCGUUAAGUUUCCAUGAUAUAACGAUGCGGGGCUCCCAUAUUCCUCGUUUGGCUUGUCAUCUGGCCUUUUCCCCUCUCCCCUCGCCUAUUCGACCUCCUCCUCCUUUUUCGCUCCUCUGCUCAAGUGCUCACCCCCUACCCCACCAGACCUGCCUGCCAUUUCUGGUCACCCCGCGUCCGCUACGAACCCUCACGAAAAGUGAAGAUGCCCGCUUAUGACGAUGACGAUUUCAUAUUUCCGAUUUUCAAGAACCUAGCUCAUCGCCCCGCCUCGGUCUUGCCACGCGGAUUGGAUGCAGUUCCGGUCCCCCAACGUCCGUUUUCGACUCCGGUCUCCCCUGCUGACAGCCCCGAUUCCAUCGCGCACAGAAUGGGGGAUGUCACCGAUGAACCACCGUGCGUGUCGACGGCGCCACGCCCAGCAUCCUCGCGACCGCCUCUUGCGAAACUCGUCAUCGAUCAUGCCAGAUCUGGACCACCUUCCCCUUCGGGAGCUUCUUCAGACGACUGCGCCGGUGGUAGCCCAACGGCUGGUCUUAGUCCUCGCUUGAAGAGAAGGUCGAAUGUUUGGGCAGCUUUGACACCAGCGGGGAAAAAGAGGGCCUGUCAUGCGAUGGCUCCAAACUAUCGUCCCAGCUCCCCAUUCAGGGAUCGGCCUGGGUCACCGCUGGGAAAACGUCCAGGAUCACCGGUGUAUUCUCCGUUCUCUCCCACAGUACCUCUACAUGAUAUGUCGGAUAUGGGCGAAGAGCUGGACUCUUCUGAUCAAUCACUUAUAGCCGCCCUCGGCACUGAUCUCGCUGGCCGGAUCGACUCCGUCGGUAGAUUCCCCAUUGGUGCAGGGGGAUACGGCCAAGUAUAUCGAGGGAAGCUUGACGGUCGGUUCAGUGUUGCAAUCAAAUGGAUGUGGAGUCCUACGUGCGACAUGUCGCGGUACAUGCGGAGGGAACUCGAAAUUUCCAUUGGCCUCAAGCAUGAAAACAUCCUGCCUUUGAUCGGUUCAUGUAGACUGGAUGGCCACCCGGUGCUCAUAACCCCGUUUAUGAAGUUCGGAGAUAUCUGGAAAUAUCUAUCCGGUAGCCAUCAGAAAGUGUCGGGUCUAUCCCUGAUCUUGGACGUAGCAUCCGGGCUGGCCUAUCUGCACAGGCACAACAUUGUGCACGCAGAUUUGAAACCGUCAAACGUCCUGGUAGACAAACAUCAUCGCGGAUGCAUCUGCGACAUGGGGAUAUCUCAUAAUCCCACUGACCAUCUGUUCACGACCCCGACUGCUCACGGUUCGUUUCCGCACAUGGCUCCCGAGCUUUUGUUCUUGGACAUUCAUGGCCGCGACUACUCUGAAAUGAAGGUGACUCAGGCAUCGGACGUUUAUUCGUUCGGGAUCACGGCUCUGGAGAUCUUGAUUGGAAGGAAAUUGGAAAACAGGUCACGCCGUGGCCAAUCCUACAUUACCAACGAGGAUGACUUGAAGAAGCGCGAGCCCCGGCGUUGUGAUUACCCGCAAGUUCCUGACCAGAUCUGGAAUAUCCUGGUCAACUGCUGGGCGCGAAACCCGGCGUCUCGCCCCACCAUCUUUUGGAUUCGUCAGCAACUCACUGGCAUUUCAGGCGAUUCGGCAGUCAGGCGUGUCUCUCAUGGCUCUUAGUAGCUACUCUUGCCAUGAGAUAGACUGUUUAAUGGAAAUCCCUAGUGGGUUUACAAGCCUCGCA
Messenger RNA from Mycena citricolor, 1858 nucleotides. NCBI's taxonomy places the organism in Eukaryota, Fungi, Basidiomycota, Agaricomycetes, Agaricales, Mycenaceae. The record is from the annotation of a GenBank genome assembly.